Beauveria bassiana ARSEF 2860 is the source of this 2727-nucleotide messenger RNA. Its product is annotated as cytidylyltransferase-like protein. Gene Ontology annotation, biological process: dolichyl monophosphate biosynthetic process. Bases 1 to 2727 code for a protein of 908 amino acids. The record is from RefSeq and is a predicted model, not a curated record. Gene Ontology annotation, cellular component: endoplasmic reticulum membrane. NCBI's taxonomy places the organism in Eukaryota, Fungi, Ascomycota, Sordariomycetes, Hypocreales, Cordycipitaceae. Gene Ontology annotation, molecular function: dolichol kinase activity. The transcript is spliced from 2 exons.
AUGGCUGAGCCAGGGAAGCUCCGCGACCCUUCAAACAGAACCUCACCACCUCCCGUCGAUACGUCGCCCUCCGCUAUGGGCGAGCCCAACCCCAAAGAUCUGCUCGGCGGCGUCGAGUUUGACGAGCAAGUCCACUUGCGCGCGCUGAACCGCUCGCCGCACCCCUACCACCGCGGCCAAAACGAGAUACCCAGCGACUACGACCGCCUGGCGCCCCCCGCGGCUAUGGCACGCCAGGGACAGCUAUCGCCCAUACGCGCGACUGCGUUCUCCAAGGAUUCGACGCCCGUCAGCGACAGCGGCACCGAGGCAGACGACGAGCACUUCCUGCGCGGCCUGCCGGCGCCCAAGACGAAGCUGCACAAGGGGCUGCGGGGCCGCAACGAGGCGCUUUCGGGCACGGCGACGCCCAUCUCACCGUCCAUCAUAGAGGAGGAGGAGCGGGAGCCUCUUCUUGGAAAAGAUUCUGCAUCGAAAACAGCGCCCUCGGGGAAUAUACUACUGAGCCCCCUCCGUCGCUAUCGCAAUGUCGUGCGCCGGCUCACAGAGGGUGGCAUCAUAGCGCUGCUCGGCGAAUUCGUCACCACCAACUCACACGUGGCACCUAUAUACCAAAAAUGGCACAAGGACUUUCAGCUAUUUCUCGGCCUUGCUGCCACGCUCGCCGCCGUGUACCCUAUUCGAGUCUUACUCUGGUCCUAUCGCAAACGAAGCCCCGCGCGAUGGUUACCAAUCACAAUACCCGCCAAUUUCGACCCUGCGCCGUUAUUAUACCCGCCAGCUAUAACAAUUCUGGUUUCCCUCCUUAUUUCUGUUGACAAUGUGACCGUGCUUCUGUCCAACCUGGUUCUCAGCAUCGGCGCCCUCCCGCAGCAGCUCUUCCCCAAACUCGAGUACACGGCAUCCUACGACACACUGCAGUGGGCAGUGACAUGCCUCCCCCUGCUCUGGGGAAAGGACUCUGGGAGCCAUCUUCACCAAGACUCUACCAAUUUGCCCUUGUCGCCAGAAGCUAUUGUGUUGCUGUAUCCUUUGCACAGAACACUUUCCUUAGUGCUGCAUGGCCUGACCACCACGAGCCUGCUUGUAGCCGAGCUGCAGCUGCUCUCCAUUGCUCUUAUCAACGUCCUGAUACUUGGCACUUCGCCGCAAAUACAAAUUCUCAAAGCGCUGCUUUGGGGGGGCGGCCUCGGCAUUCUCGUCCUUUGCGGCGCAGUAAUUCAAUGGGGCAUUGCUCUGGCUCGCGUGCCCAAGUGGCGCUUUCGAAGACUGCCCAGCAGCCAAAGAUCGCCCAUCUGGAAGUCCCUACUACGACUGCUUUCGCUGCGGCGGCUACGAGCCGAGCUCCGCGGCUUGCAACCCGAGGAUCUGGCCUACUCGACGGCGUACUCUACUGAAGACGAGGCCGAGAGCGGACCGGCCUUUCGCACACCGGCUAGAACCCGAACUUUAGGCCCGGUAUCGACAUCCCUUGGCACCGAGACCAGCACGGCCAUGACUUUUACAGAUUACGACGAAGAUGGCAUUGAGGGCAUCUCGCGAAGACACACUCUGCCACCGCUAGACAAGCCAGCGCGCCGCGCCAGCGCUCAUACACCAUCUGGUCGCCGCAAACGUGCCACCUCGCUCUCUGUGCGGCCGUUUCUGAAACUCACUUACGAGCAGGCUACAGUUCGCAAGUGGGCGUACGCCGCCUAUGUAUACGUCUGUAUUAUAUUGCUCAUUCUGGUCGGUGUCCGCACCUACGUCGCGCGCUAUGCACUGUCCGGCCAAGAACCCAUCGGCUGGGCCCUGGGCUACCUUUUUGGCGACAUCCCCUGGUUCCGCCUGCAGGUCGUGAAGGCGAAUUUGGAACGCUGGAUCUGCUUGCCCCCGCACCACGCCCACAAGCCCGACGCGGCCGUCGCCGGCCUCGGCUGGGUCGAGACGCUGCGCUUGCAGCACCUUGGCGCCGCUACGACACGCCUCACCCUCAGCGGUUACUGGCUCGCUGUCCUCCUCGCCGGCCUUCUCGUUGUCUUUCAACUCCAGCACACGUACGAGGUCGAUACGCGCCGCAAGGUGUUUCACUUUACCAUGGUCGGCAUGUUCCUGCCUGCGCUUUACGUGGACCCGACCUACGCCGCGCUCGCGCUCUCGCUCGUCCUCGCCGUCUUUUUGCUCCUUGAUCUCCUACGUGCCAGCCAGCUGCCGCCACUCUCUAAGCCCAUUGCCGCCUUUCUCGCGCCCUACGUCGAUGGCCGCGACUUUCGAGGGCCCGUCGUCGUUUCCCAUAUCUUCCUGCUCGUCGGCUGCGCCAUUCCCCUCUGGCUGGGCCUCGCGGCUGUCGGCCGUGGCGGCGAUGGCUGCGCCGCCGGCUGGGAGGUGCCGACGCGCGACGCGAGCCUGGUGGCCGGCGUCGUCUGCGUCGGCUUGGGUGAUGCCGCUGCCAGCCUCAUCGGACGCCGCUAUGGGCAUCGCAAGUGGCUCUGGGGCGGCGGCAAGAGCCUCGAAGGCAGCGUGGCGUUUGCGGCGGCUGUCUUUGCGGGGCUGAGCUUUGCGAGUGCGUGGCUGCGGAUUGGGUCCUGGCCGACGGCCGACGAGCCGCUGUCGGCGCUGGCGGCGGCGUGGCAUGCGGGCGUCUGCGCGUCGCUGUCGAGUGUGACGGAGGCGGUCCUGACAGGAGGCAAUGACAAUGUAAUUGUACCUGUUGUCUUGUGGACAUGUGUAAAGAGUCUGGGGGUAUGA